UCAGGGGUGUACUUUGAGUCGCCACUUUCCACUUGCGUCAUGUUUGCAUAAAUGUUUGCGUUGAGAUUAGUAUUUUUUAAUGUUUUUUUUUUAUUAUUAAAAUAAACUUUUGAUGCGAAAUGAAAUUAUACGACGUGAUACCAAAAAAAACAGCGGUAGUUAUGCACUGCUUCAUUUGUUUGACAUUCUUAUGCCUCGCAUUAUCGGACAACGCAUUACCUAAAAAAAAACAGUUAUAUGGAAAACAUGAAAACGGUGCAAAUGAAAUGAAUAAUGAAGUAGAGUCAUUGAACCCAUCGUUCCGCAAACCGAUGUUUAUGAAGUAUUCAAACAGUAAAAUUUAUACUCAUGGGAAUGACCUUAUUUUAACUUGCAUGGCAACAGGAGAAAAACCAUUAAAGUACACCUGGAUGUAUAACGGAGAAGUUAUAGCAGCCAAAAAAAGAUUAAAGUUUGCGGAAGACCAAUCCAUGUUGAAAAUAAAAAGAUUACGUGAAAGUGACGGAGGUUUCUACACUUGCACAGUUAGCAAUAGUUUUGGAAAUCUAUCAUUCACUUACAACAUUAAAUUAAAAAGUCUAAAGUCAAAAGUACCAUCGUUUCCAGAUUAUGAAAUGAUGUUACGCAAGCAGAAAAAUAUUAGAGCGACAAAACAAGCUAUAAAACUACCGUGUCAAGCUCAUGCCGACAAUGGUGUGCAUUAUAUAUGGCUUAAAAAUGGUGAACCUUUUAGACACGUACCUAUUCAAAAUGAAAACACCUUGAAGUCUGAGAAUGCUGAAGUUGGAGACUUGAUUUUUGAAAGUCUUAAAGUAAACGAUGCUGGUUUGUAUACAUGCGUGGCAAUAAAUGACUUUGGAAAUAUUUCAUUCACCUACGAACUAAGAAUAUUGUGGAAACUAAGUGCUGGUCCACCAAAGGUUAUUCCUUUUACAAAACCGCAAUUUCAAAUAGCUAAAGUUGGCGAAAAUGUAACGUUCGAGUGUUUGGAAAUAUUAUCCGGAACUAUACCAGACGUACGUUGGUUUCAUUUGUUCAACAAAGAAGAUCGCUUAAAACUGCCUGUUAUUCCAGAAGACUUUCGAUGGAAUGACGUUAAUCAAAAAGAGAUGCCUUUUGAAUCAAAUUAUGUUUCAGCUGAUCACUACUCUGUUUUUAAAUUGAAGACAGCAUAUCAUAAGCCAAUGAACAUGUAUGUUCAUGAUGAUACAGACCCAUAUGGUUUACGUUUGACAAUUUCAAACGUAACAACCAUGGACACCGGAGUUUAUACCUGCUUUGUUUCAAACUUUGAAGGAAGUGACUAUUCCUUCUUUUUCUUGCAAGUGCAGUAAAACAUUUUUCUCAGACAAAAUAAAAGCAUAAAAAAUACUAGUAUGAAACCACGGAAAAACCUACAUCACGGAAACGUCAUGUUACUUUUCUAAAAAAUAUGCCGCUGUAAAUAUUUUUAGAAUGUGAAACUUUUUCUAACUUAAAUUUAAAGUACAAAUAACAAAAAAAACGAAAUUAUAAAUUUUUUAUAAUAAUGUUAACUAUUGACUUGUGUAUUAUAUGUGCUAAAAGUGUAUAUUAGGAA
This is a messenger RNA of Hydra vulgaris (swiftwater hydra), 1579 nucleotides long. Its product is annotated as fibroblast growth factor receptor-like 1. Gene Ontology annotation, cellular component: plasma membrane. Lineage: Eukaryota; Metazoa; Cnidaria; Hydrozoa; Anthoathecata; Hydridae. Gene Ontology annotation, biological process: homophilic cell-cell adhesion. The record is from RefSeq and is a predicted model, not a curated record.